CCCAUUUCCUCUCCGAAGACCAAUCAGCAGCGUGAGAGAGGGCACGCAUGCUGGGGAGGAAAGACCGAACCUCGGUUACCGCAGCAACAGUCGGAACAGGCCCUUGAAGCGGUCUAGCCUGCCUACGGUCCCGAAGUCUUCAGGUUUCUCGGAUGAGAAAACCAAGGCCCAGAGACAUGUCCAAGGUCCAACGGCAGUUUGGUUGGUGCUGAGCUCCGAGGGCUUCCUUCUUGGGGUUUCUGGCCUCCCCCCUCUAGGAGGCCAUGGCUGAGGUCCACGUAAUUGGGCAGAUCAUUGGGGCGAAGGGUUUUUCUGAAAGCAGCCUCUUCUGUAAGUGGGGUAUCCAUACAGGGGGGGCGUGGAAGCUGCUGUCCGGUAUCCGGGAGGGCCAGACGCAAGUGGACACCCCUCAACUGGGCGACAUGGCCUACUGGGCUCAUCCAAUUGACCUGCAUUUUGCCACCAAAGGCCUCCAGGGCUGGCCUCGCCUUCACCUGCAAGUGUGGUCUCAGGACAGCUUUGGGCGCUGCCAGCUGGCCGGCUACGGCUUUUGCCACGUCCCCAGCAGCCCCGGGACCCACAGCAUCGAGUGUGUGACCUGGCGCCCCUUGGGUGGCUGGCGGGAGCAGCUGGCGAGGGCCUUCGUGGGUGGCGGGCCGCAGCUGCUGCACAGCGACGUGGUGUACAGCGGGGCGGACCGGUACCGGCUCCACACGGCCUCGGCCGGCACCGUGUACAUGGAGCUCAACCUGAUCCUGAGAAACUUUGGCCGCUACGGGGUGGAGUGCUGAGCCAGGCCGGCCAGGCCGGAGCUAAGGAAAUACAGAAAUGGGUGUCUUCUC
Molecule: messenger RNA, 842 nt
Organism: Monodelphis domestica (gray short-tailed opossum)
Lineage: Eukaryota; Metazoa; Chordata; Mammalia; Didelphimorphia; Didelphidae
Gene: B9D2
Product: B9 domain containing 2
Biological process (GO): cilium assembly
Cellular component (GO): MKS complex
Source: RefSeq, a predicted model, not a curated record